AUGGCCCAGGAAGGCGCGCCGUCCGCGUACCGGGCCUCGCGCUCGAUCCCAAAGACGCCAGGGCGUGGUGCGGUAAAGAGCAAGAACAUGUCGGAGAAGGAAAUUGAGCGUCUCGCCCGCCGCGUCUCGACGGUGCAAAAGUCCACGCGCAAGGUGAUGCGGUCUAUCCACGACGACACGCUCGGCGAUCAUACGCCGCAGGCGUCUGAGAAAGGGGCAGACGAAACGCCGCUGCCGCGGGCGCGUGUGCGCGAUGCGGAUGCGCUGCCCGAGCUCGCGCGGCGCGAGUCGUACCUGCACGAGGCGAGCUUUGUACAGAACCCGCUCGGCGGCCGUCUCCCGUCGACGACGCCGCGCAAGCUCGCGCGCCCCCGCGCGUACGACCUGGUGGGCGACGUGCCCCCCGACGAGCGUCGUGUCGAUGCGGCGCCCGCGACGCCGAGCAAAGACAUUCCGCUGCGGAGCGUCGAUACGCAGCUCCAAGACGUGCUCAUCCUCGAGGACCUGCUCUACGUGCUGGUCGGCAUUGAAGGCAACUAUAUCCAAUUCGCGCCGGGGUACAAACCCGAUGACCUCGGGCACCGCCUGAACGGCGCGACCUUUACCAUUGAUGCGGACCUCGACCGUUCCCUACGUGAUUUGACCGAGCGUAUUCUCCCCCUUGCCUCGUAUUACACGUCGAUCUAUGCGUUCGUCGAGCGCGACUCUGGCCUCGAGUACGGCACCGUGAUGCAUGCGCUGUGCGCCGCGAUCCGGCAGCAGCUCAAUGCGUACGAGGACCUCGUUGCGGAUAUGGAGCAGCGCAUGCUGAGCUCGCCCGACUUUACGCUGCAGCAGCUGUGGCUUGCGUUGCACCCGACGCUGCGCACCUUUGGCCUGAUCCACUCGCUUACGUCCGAGAUUGCGAGCAUUACGCACGCUGACGUCCUGCCCCGUGCCGAGGCCGAGGAGGAAGAGAGCGACGAGUCGCUCGACUAUGACAGCGACGGGUCGCAGCUCGAGCGCGACCGGCGCGCCCUGCUGGGCCUGGACGAUGCGCUGGACGAGGAUAUCGAGGGUGGUGUCGUUAAAGGCGGCGAAGUGCUGUCCAUGCUCUGGGACCGUCUCACGCGUCUUGGCGGUGCGCCCGACGCCCAUGCGCUCUUUCUCGAGCUCUUCCGCGAGGCGUCGCAGCCGUACGCCCGGAUCUUGCUGCGCUGGAUCACGUCCGGCCAGCUUCUCGAUCCGUACGAAGAGUUUAUGAUCGUCGAGGAUGCACGGGUGACGCAGGCGAGCCUCGAGUCGGACCCCACUGACGAGUACUGGGAGCGGCGGUACAUGCUGCGCGACGAGCGCAUCUUUGCGUUAAAAGAGCAAGAGCAGCGCGAUGCGCCGGCCCCCCCCGCCGAGGUCGACCAGGCGCGAGGCGAGCUGACCGGUGGUGCCAAGAUUCCCAGCUUCCUCGAGCCGUGGAAGUACAAGAUCUUGUCUGCGGGCAAGUACCUCAAUACGAUCCGCGAGUGCGGUAUCGACGUGUCGGAUACCAAGUCGCCGCGUGUCCUCGCGCUGUUUGGGCACCAGGACGCGCAUGUCGAUACCUAUCUCAAGAAGGAGGCGCAUAAUGAGCGUGUCGUGAUGGACGACGAAGCAUUUACGACGGUCGUCGAGAAUGCGUACCAGCGUGCAAACGCCGCGCUACUGCGGCUGCUGGUGAAUGACAAGGAGAUUGUGCGGCGCCUUGCGUCGGUGAAGCACUACUUUUUCUUUUCGCCGACCGAUUUCCUGCAAGCGUUCCUCGACCAGACCGAGCACGAGCUGCGCAAGACGGUGGAUCCCCAGCGGAUCCGCGAGACGACGCUCCUCCGCCUGCAGUCGCAGCUCGAUUCGGUGCUGGGCAGCUCGGACACGGUGGGCUACUACGACCCCUUUAAAGAGGACCUCCGUGUGGACCUCGCCAAGGAGCGCGUGUACGACCAGCUGCAGCGCAUUGCGGAUACCAAAGGUGUCAUCGAGGUGGCGAAGCUGCGCGACAAGCAGCAGGCCGAGCGCCAGCAGGCUGGCUCCCGUGAAAUGGCCAUGCACCUCGUCCAGUUCGACGUCCACGUCCAGUUCCCCAUCUCGUUGGUGAUCUCGAAGAAGAAUAUUUUGCGCUGGCAGUUUAUCCACCGCUCGCUCCUCCUGCUCAAGGUGCUGGAGCGUGCGCUGGGCGAGUCCUGGGAAGAGCAAUCGCGGCCCAUGUGGCGGCGGCGCGACGCACGGCCCCACGCCGCAGCGAUCGAGCAGUGGAAGAUGCGGACGCACAUGCUUCGGCAGCGCAUGCUGCUGCUGGUGCAGCAGCUCCUUUCUUUCUACACAUCCGAGAUCCUCGAGCCGAACUGGACCGAGCUCGAGCGCAAGAUGUACGCGGCGCAGUCUGUCGACCAGUUUAUGAAGCUGCACUUUGACUUUUUGAAUACGUGCCGCAAAGAGUGCAUGCUGACCGACUACCGCUACCUGGAGUGCCACCGCAAGCUAAUGAAGACGAUUACCGCGUUUACCGAUAGCCGAGUGCGUCUCAACGAAGAGUACGACGCGAUGGAGGCCGAGCUCGACCGGUGGUACGCGUCCAAGGACGAGCCGGAUGCGCCGCCCGCACCGACCUUUGCCUCGGAGACGGACCUCCUCGCGCGCAUCGAAGCCGCAUGGACCAAGCAAUCCCGCACCUUUCGCGACGUGGUCAACCUCCUCUCGACGACCGACAACCCCGCAGCACUGCCCCUCGCCUACCGCCUGCAGACCUCCCUCCAAUAG
Messenger RNA from Malassezia japonica, 2769 nucleotides. It is a transcript of the gene alp4, whose product is annotated as gamma tubulin complex Spc97/GCP2 subunit Alp4. The record is from RefSeq and is a predicted model, not a curated record. The transcript has 5 exons. Gene Ontology annotation, biological process: cytoplasmic microtubule organization; meiotic cell cycle; mitotic cell cycle. The coding region runs from base 1 to 2769 and encodes 922 amino acids. Gene Ontology annotation, cellular component: centrosome; spindle pole; equatorial microtubule organizing center. Gene Ontology annotation, molecular function: gamma-tubulin binding; microtubule minus-end binding. NCBI's taxonomy places the organism in Eukaryota, Fungi, Basidiomycota, Malasseziomycetes, Malasseziales, Malasseziaceae.